Messenger RNA from Dermacentor silvarum, 629 nucleotides. RefSeq names its product ubiquitin-fold modifier 1 (gene Ufm1). Gene Ontology annotation, biological process: protein K69-linked ufmylation. The transcript has 6 exons. Lineage: Eukaryota; Metazoa; Arthropoda; Arachnida; Ixodida; Ixodidae. Bases 197 to 457 code for a protein of 86 amino acids. Gene Ontology annotation, cellular component: nucleus; cytoplasm. The record is from RefSeq and is a predicted model, not a curated record.
GCGCCCGACUCCGCACUUCGCCUGACUUCGCACUUACUGGCUGCAUUUAUGCCCUUUCCUGAAACUAACCGCCAACGUACGAGUUUCCUUUCAUCCACAAAUCUAGACAAACUGCAACGAAAUACAGCCCACAUCAUCCUUUGUUUCGUUUCUGCUGCAUGCUCAGGUGCCAGCGCGCUUCCCGUGUGCUUCCGAAAUGUCGAAGGUUACGUUCAAGAUAACUUUGACGUCGGACCCGAAGCUGCCUUUCAAGGUCCUCUGCGUUCCCGAGUGCACGCCUUUCACAGCAGUGUUAAAGUUCGCUGCCGAAGAAUUCAAGGUGCCACCCGCAACCAGUGCUAUUAUCACCGAUGACGGAAUCGGCAUAAACCCUGCCGACACUGCUGGUAACAUCUUCCUGAAGCACGGAUCAGAACUUCGGCUUAUUCCCAGAGACAGGGUUGGACGUUCCAGAUGACCAGAUGCUUACUUAUAUUCUAUACAAUGUACCCAGCACCUGUGCUGGUCAAAGGCAAGAUUUUCUGAACCAAGCUUGCUUAAUAAUUAAAAACUUUUUUCAUCUUCUGCUGUAUCGUGAAAAAUAUAUAUAUAUAUAAAUAAAAGCGAAAAUGUUGCGCAACAGUACUCAA